This is a messenger RNA of Spodoptera exigua (beet armyworm), 1409 nucleotides long. NCBI's taxonomy places the organism in Eukaryota, Metazoa, Arthropoda, Insecta, Lepidoptera, Noctuidae. The record is from the annotation of a GenBank genome assembly.
AGUCUUCAGUCAUUCAGCCAAAUUAAUUACAUUUUGAUUAUUUAACUGAAAACAAAGCAAGUAUAUUAAAAUUAAACUUAAUAACUGGCAUAAUUUGUGUAUGCAGGUAUUUUUUCAGUUAUUAUUAUAAUGGGUUACGUGGUUAAUCAUAAAUUGACCAUAAAAAAUGGUGGAGAAACUGUCAAAUUCGUAUAUAAAUGAAGUGGGCUGCGAACGUCCCCCUUUUAUAACCUCAAAAAUGCGCGAGAAGUGUUAACAUUUUGAUGGUGAAGUGAGCUAAUUUUAUCAUUUAAUUGGUGUUAAAGUGAACGGAUUAUCAAAAUGCCUUCCAAGAAGAGAAAAUACAAUGCAAGGUUUCCAGCUGGGCGAAUCAAGAAGAUUAUGCAGACUGAUGAGGAAGUGGGGAAAGUGGCCCAAGCUGUACCAAUCAUAAUCUCGCGGACAUUGGAGCUGUUUGUCGAGUCGUUGCUCAGCAAAGCGAUGCAGGUGACGAUGGCGAGGAAUGCGAAGACGCUCAGCCCUUCGCACGUGAAACAGUGCAUCCUAGCAGAGUCCAAGUUUGACUUCUUACGGGAUCUGGUAAAAAACAUCCCCGAUGUGUCAGCGGCUGAGGAGAAAGAAAUGAUGAGCGCAGAAAGUUCACCAAAUUCUUCUAGAUUUUCAGAAAUGACGGGUCCACCUCGGAGGAUAGCAAGAGAAGACUCGAACAGCUCGAGCAGUUGUGACGUCAAAAUAGUACCUUUACAACCUCCGCCGAACUUAAAACGAGCGCUGUCCACAGAAACAGAGCUACCUAACAAACACGUGAGAACGGAAACCGUCACGUCGACAUCAUUAGACACAGCCAUAGACCUUUCAAAGAAGUCCACGGAAGAGAAACCGGUGGUAACAGCGAAUUUCUACCAAGAGACGUUGUUAACGGACGAAAUGCAGCAUAGGAGUGUCAUCAAACUUAACCCCACAUACUCAAGUCCUCAGCCCUCAACGAGCUACACGGCCGAACUUCCUAAAAUUGAUGUGCCAAAGCCAGCCGUCAUAGAAAAAUCCGUAGCACCUAGGACCCCCGUCACACCAGUAACACCCAUCCUAAAUAUAGACUUUACGAAAAGUCUAGCGAAACCAGAAAUUAAAUUGUUAGACACCGCGGCAGUCGCUGCCUUACCUAAAAAAGAGACUAUACGACAAAUUAAUAGGCAGAACUCGAAAACAGUUAGACCUGAAGUGAAAAAGAUUGAAAUUAGACCAGUGCAACCGCACGUUGACAUAGACAGUUUAAAUUCUGGCAAUCUACAGAUAGACGAAGAUUAUGAUACCUGAGUAUGUAUGUAAGGUUGUUUUUUGUAUUAAGUUGUUUUGGCGCGAUAUUUAUCAACCGUACUCUAAUUUUUAAGUGUUGUUUUUUAUAAUUU